Molecule: messenger RNA, 2406 nt
Organism: Pyrus x bretschneideri (Chinese white pear)
Lineage: Eukaryota; Viridiplantae; Streptophyta; Magnoliopsida; Rosales; Rosaceae
Product: probable serine/threonine-protein kinase abkC
Source: RefSeq, a predicted model, not a curated record
GGCUUGUUGUUUACGUUGUCUGAAACCCUAAAUCUCACCGACCAAUUAUUCCGCACGAAAAAUAAAAAAUCUCAGGGUUGUCGAGCAUGAAGGAGGGCGCUGCCUAAAGGGCUCGAGUCCCAUGAGAAAAAGAUGCUCGUUAGAGCAACCCUACACCUCCUCCUCCAUCGGCGCACGUUAGCCCCUUCGAGUCUCCAUCCGGUCCGAUCGCCAUGUCGAGAUUUUUGACCUUAAAAAGCUUUAGAAAAGUAGCGAAUACGGUUGUUAAAAGCCCGAAACAGAGUUUUCCGGAAGCGGAAAAGUAUGGGACAAUUGUUAGAAUUGGCCUACAUCAUCCCCAGUACAGAUUCUACUGGGACUAUACGGUUCCUACUAGAGGACAUGCCACAUUCUCAUUGUACAAUACCACAAAGGGUUCUUACCGGAGUAAUUAUUGGAGUUUUUCUGUCAUUCCUGAAAGAAGUGCAGUGAGACAUCAUGCCCAACUUGCUUGGAAAAGGCUCUCCGAAAGAUUUUCCUCUAGUGGUCGUGGAUUCUCGCGUAUAAAUAAUUUUGCACAAGCUUUCAGCUUGGCUGUAACCCGUUCUAACCUGUUGCUUCCUGGUAUUUUUGCCUUCACAAGUGGGAAGCUAGCAUGGUCACAGAGGUCUUUGGCAGAAACGGAAUACCAACCACCAGGAAAUACUUUGUACAUGCGUGCACAGGAUGGACAUGCUUUUAUGACCUCAUUAGCGUUUGCAGUUUUAGAAGGUGCAAUCUUGAUAUUCAGAGCAGUCGCCCUAGGAAUCUUGUUCACACCCAGCAUAGUGAUGGCUGCAUUUGCUGACUGCUUUGGACCUGAGUUUAGGAAGUUGUGGCUUCAUGUUGUUCACCGAACAUUGGAAUUGGCAGGUCCAGCUUUCAUCAAAUGGGGUCAAUGGGCAGCUACACGGCCUGAUCUUCCGAGAGAUUUAUGCACUAAACUCUCUGAGCUUCACACCAAAGCUCCAGAACAUAGCUUUGCCUACACGAAGAAAACUAUCGAACGAGCGUUUGGACGCAAGCUGCCCGAGAUUUUUGACAAUUUUGAAGAGAAGCCAGUAGCAUCUGGAAGUAUUGCUCAAGUGCAUCGAGCUACUUUAAGAUUUAGAUACCCUGGUCAACAGAUGAAGCCCAUAGUAGUUGCAGUAAAGGUUAGACACCCCGGUGUUGGUGAAUCAAUUAGGAGAGAUUUUGCUAUAAUCAAUCUGGUUGCAAAAAUUUCAACUUUCAUUCCUGCUUUAAAGUGGUGGAGAUUGGAUGAAAGUGUGCAGCAGUUUGCAGUUUUUAUGAUGUCUCAAGUUGACCUAGCGAGGGAAGCUGCCCAUUUGAGCCGCUUUAUUUAUAAUUUCCGUAGAUGGAAGGAUGUCUCUUUCCCAAAGCCUGUGUAUCCACUUGUGCAUCCUGCUGUUUUGGUGGAGACUUAUGAACAAGGGGAAUGUGUCUCACACUAUGUUGAUGAUCUUGAAGGGCAUGAUCGGAUUAAAUCUGCACUUGCUCACAUCGGGACACAUGCACUUUUGAAGAUGCUCCUGGUGGACAACUUUAUUCAUGCGGACAUGCAUCCUGGAAAUAUCCUUGUCCGGGUGGCUCAGAACAAGUCUUCUAGGAAGAGACUCUUCAAAUCAAAGCCACAUGUCAUUUUCCUUGAUGUAGGCAUGACUGCUGAACUCUCUAAAAAUGAUAGAGUAAACUUAGUGGAUUUUUUCAAGGCGGUUGCUUGUCGUGAUGGGCGCACUGCUGCUGAGUGCACACUCAGACUAUCAAAGCAACAGAAAUGCCCUGACCCAAAGGCUUUCAUUGAGGAAGUGGAGGAGUCAUUUGCUUUCUGGGGUACUCCAGAAGGUGAUCCAGUCCAUCCUGCUGAGUGUAUUGAGCAGUUACUGGAGAAAGUUAGGCGUCACAGAGUCAAUGUUGAUGGCAAUGUCUGUACUGUCAUGGUAACAACUUUGGUACUUGAGGGAUGGCAGCGGAAACUCGACCCUGGGUACGAUGUGAUGCACACAUUGCAAACGCUACUUCUCAAAGCCGACUGGGCAAAGUCCGUUUCCUACACAAUUGAGGGGCUAAUGGCUCCAUAAGAAGGUCGUUGUCAGUGCUACUGCUACAAUUACAAAACCAAUUUUGACACUUUUGAAUCCCAAAAUAUACCAUUCCCAAGAAAAACGGACACAAAUGCUUGGAUCUUUAAUUUUAUUUCAUUUUAUUCAAUAUUUUGAAGGCUCAAUCCUUUGUGUAUUAUUUAGCUUGUUUUCGGCGAAAAACGUUUCCUGUUUUGAAGCCUGAAGCAAAAACAGUAGUGGAAAAAAUAGAGAAAUAAAGUGAAGAUGUAUUCUUUCCUGUACAGCUUGCAGUUUUACAAAUUAAUGCCUUCCUUGAGAUUAUUUA